UUAAUUUAAUUUAAUUUAAUUUUAUAACAGUGGAGGAAAUUAAUGUUGUACUAAGUUAAAGUUUAUUUUUGUAAAUUUAUUCAUUUUAAAAAAUCACUGUCAAAUCACAUUUUAAAAAGUCAUGUAGCCAAAAUAUUUUUUUUUUUUAUGAAAAGUAACGCAAUACCAACAGUAUUAUGUCGUUUUUUAUAUGUACUCGUUAUUUAUUAAUUAACUACGUAUUACGUAAUAAAUAUAAAUAAUAAAAUCUCAAAAUGGGUAAUUUUGGUGGAGAUGUGGAUCUCAAAGAUGUUUUUGUAGACGAUAUAUUUGACACUACCUCCCUAUUAGAAGAUUUCGAAAAUACCACUUUUAAAGAUUCUUCUAUAUCUAAAGACAUCAGGGGAAAUAUUAAUAAAUCAAAUAUUAACUAUGAUUUAAAUGUAAGUGCAUUAUGCUGCGAUGAAGAAUUAAGUGGAUAUGACAAAAUAACUGGGGGAACAUGGAUAUAUCCAACCAAUUAUCCAGUCAGAGACUACCAAUUCAAUAUUAUAAAAGCUUCAAUAUUAAAAAAUACACUUGUAAGUCUUCCAACUGGUCUUGGAAAGACAUUUAUAGCUGCAGUAAUUAUGUAUAACUUUUACCGCUGGUAUCCUCUUGGUAAAAUAGUAUUCACUGCUCCUACCCGUCCUCUUGUCGCUCAACAGAUUGAAGCUUGUUAUAACAUUAUUGCUAUACCACCAAAAGAUACUAUUGAGAUGACUGGCCACAUGCAAGUAAAUAUACGAAAAGCGCACUGGAUGUCUAAAAGAGUGUUUUUUGCAACACCACAAGUGAUAUAUAACGAUAUAAAGUCUGGUAUAUGUCCUGGCGAUCAGAUACGUUGUUUAGUGAUAGACGAGGCGCACAGAGCGCGUGGCAACUACGCUUACUGCCAGAUAGUCUCUACAUUGACUGAUAUGGGACAUAAGAUUUAUAGAAUUUUAGCCCUGUCAGCCACUCCGGGAAGUAAAGUCGAGGAUGUUGUUACUGUAGUCAAGAAUCUACAUAUAGCCCAUUUGGAAUUACGUACAGAUAAUUGUAUAGACGUCGCACCAUAUAGUCAUUCGAGAAAGAUUAGUACUGUAGUAGUACAGUUAGGUCCGGAACUCACACAGUUACGGCAGCAGUAUGUUGAAAUUCUUGACGGAUAUGCGAGAAGAUUGAAACAAUUGAAUAUUUUACAACAAAAUGUUGGCAAUUUAUCGAAAGGUCGUAUUGUAAUGUUGUACAAAGAGUACCAAUGCAAAGAAAGAGGCGCGCGACAUCCGCAACACAAGUACAUAAUGAAAGACUUCACUAUGCUGAUAGCUCUGUACCACGGGCUGGAGUUGCUGGUGAAGCACGGCUCCAGGGUCUUCCUCAACUUCUUUGAUGAGCAUCCGGAGAAGAGCUGGAUACAAUCCGAUGAUCGCCUCACAGCACUGCUGGAGACACUGCGAGAAGACCUUGGCGUCAACCCGUUGACCUUGAAUAGGAGUAUGUUACCUGAUGGUACUAUACCUGAGAUGCCGAAGGAUUUGUGCUUCGGACAUCCAAAGUUUUAUAAGCUUAAAGAAAUAAUGGUGGAACAUUUCCAAAAAGCGAAGAAAGACGGGAGAGAAACAAAAGCAAUAGUGUUCUGCGAGUACCGCGAGAGCGUGAGCCUGGUGCAGUGCGUGCUGCUGCAGUGCCGGCCGCUCAUCCUGCCCACCAUGUUCGUGGGGCAGGGCGCCAGGGGCAGAGAGGGCGCGGUGUCGCAGCCGCAGCAGCUGCGGGCGCUGCGCGGCUUCCGCGCCGGCGACACCAACGUGCUGGUGGCCACGUGCGUGGCGGAGGAGGGGCUGGACGUCGGCAGUGUCGACCUCAUCCUCUGCUUCGACAUCUCCACGCGCUCGCCCAUACGACUCGUACAGAGAUGUGGUCGCACGGGCCGAGAGCGCGGCGGACAAGUGUUCAUCUUGGUCACUGAAGGAAGGGAGCAUCAGACGUUAUUGGACUGUAUGCGUCAAAGAGAUGGACUUAAUAAGAAAAUUCUACAAUCCAAAGAAGUUGAAAAUAAUUUAUAUAAAUUGAAUCCAAGAAUGAUACCGCACGACUUCACACCGGAGUGUCAGAAAAUGUUUAUAACGGUUGCACAGAAAUCUGAUACUAAAGGUAAAACUACAAGAAAGAAUAAAAAGGGUCAAAAAGAUUUAAGAAACAUGUUCAUUGGAAAACCAUCGACAAGUUCUAAUUCAAUAGAUAAUGAAAAUAAUUUAAUAAAAGAGCCGGAGUUUAAAGAAAUAAUUCCAACUGGAUUUCCUCCAUUUCGGAGAAGUUUACAAGAAACUUUUAAAUCUGGUCACUCGAGAGACACGGAGCCAUUUGUUGAUCUACAGUACUGUGAUACCAAGAAAUCUGAAUUAACAACUAGCCAAUAUCCAGGCAUUACCUUGGACUUCAAAACACAAAAGCCACAGACGCCCACAAAAGAAAAAAAUAUUAAGAAAAAAAACAAAAAAACUCCAUCAAAAUCACCGCAUAAAAAAGAUGGGGAUAUACGAGCAUUGUUCAGUGGUUCAACUAAAUCAACAACAAGUUAUACGAAACUAUUAAAAGAUUUAGGUCUUCAAGAUGGAGGGAAAAUGCCCAUGAAUUUAAUGAACUUACUUAUUGAUCUUAACUUAGAGAGUAAAAAUAAUACAAAAAAAUGUCACAUUUGUCUCAACUUGUGUAACUGUUCCGUAUUAAAUCAGAUAAGAAAUACUAGAAAAAGAACUAAAAAACCAUUAGAUCUUAAUAAUUUACAUUUACCGGAUCUUAAACUGCUAGAAUUUGUUAAUAGUGAAAACAUCGUAAAUUCAAAGGAUUCAUUUACAGCUAAUGAAAAUUUUGACAUCGGUAAUAUUGAAGAUAUUUUCGCUGAUAGUCCAGAAAUAGAGGACAUACAAAAUAAUAACAUUAAUGAAAAAAUUGCUAACCCAAAAGAAACUUUGGAAUUCUUUGGUUUAGAUAGCAUAGAAGAUAUUUUCGCUGAUUAUGAAGAUAGUUCAGAAAAAUUACAAGAAGACAUAGAAACAGUUGAACAUAGAUUGUCUCCUAUUUUACUGUCUCGCCCAAUACAACCAUCUAGUCCUUCAAUUUUGUCAGGACAGACAGAAAGACCGACAUCACCAAUAUUAUGCAGUCAAUUUAAAACUCAAACAAGCACAAAGAAAACAAUACGAGAUAAUUCUACUCCUAUCAAUACUAAAAUACCAAAUAUAAAUGCUAAUGAUACAGUUAUCGAGCAAAGUAAAGAUAUUGGAGUAACUCCAAAUUAUUUGUCAAAUGUCGGUAACAAAAGUAUGUUCACAGUAACACAACUCGUUGAAAUGAUUAACAAAACUUGUGAUGCUUCUACAAAUAAUAUUAUAAACGAAUCAAAUCAUAACAGAAAUAAAAGGAACUCAUCACCUAUAUUAACACAAGAUAAUAGAAAUAGAUUAUCAAAUAUAUCUAUGAAUGAAGUAAAGAAAAUUGAUUCAAUCGCAACUCAAUACAAUAAAACCCAAUCUCUCAUUAUUCUUGAUAGUGACAGUGAUUCAGAUGAAAAUACACAAGAAUAUAUAAAUAAUGAUGUUUUAAAAGAAUUUAUGAAAACGGAUGAGAAAGAAAUUGAAGACAUAAAUAGUGAAACAAAUGUAAAUCUGUUAGAUAACGAUUCUAUAAGUUCAUCGCCAUAUUUUAAGAAACCAAAAUCAGGCAAAAAUGUACAGAGCCAAUUGACGUUACAAGAAAAGGUGUUGGCGGCUUUGACUUCGAAUAAAAUCAAUUUUCCUAAAUCAGAUAAUAGCAAUAACAUCUAUUGUGCCGUAUCAAUUCCGUCUCCGGGGAAUGAGAAUUUCAAAAUAUUUUCACCUAAAAAGUAUAGUGAUGAAAGUAAAAUUAAUAGGAUAGAAGAGUUACAAAAGUUUAGACGCGACACAAAAACCUCAGAACGUAAAGAUGUAAAAAACGAUAAUAAAUCAAGAUUGAGUUCUAAAAGGAAAUUAAUUUUCAGUGAUAGUGAUGAUGAUUUUAUAGAUCCAGUCGAUUAUUUCAACAAAUCUAAUAGCAAACUGAAUACAACUAGCAAUAUAAAAAAUCAUAAAGCACGUAAAAAGAAAAGAAGGAAGAAUGAGUUCUUGGAUGAAGAAGCUGUAUUGUCAGGGAGCGGCGAGGGGAGCGGCGACGAACUGACAGACGACAGUAUCGGCAGUGUUAUUGAUUUUAUUUGCGACGAGAGCACGACACAGAAUGAAGAGGAUGUACAUGCUUUUUAUCUCAAAUCAAUCAAGAGUCCAGUGAAGGCGGGUGCAUUUAAAAUACCACAGUUACCAAAGAAAUUUGAUAAAGCUGAGAUAUUAUCGCAAUUUGACGAAGAAGAUGCUUAUGAAGCGGAUAGUUUUUGUGUCGAGUCGCAAGUUGGAUUAACUCAGACCACUGUGGAAUCUGAAUUAGAAAUAGCGGAGAGGCUUUUGGAAGAAAGAAGGAGAAAGAAGAGAAAUGGCUCCCGAAAGAAACUAGAAAAGAAAUCAAAGAUAGAAGAUAGUACGGAGAGUCCUGUUGUCAAAAGGAAGAACAAAAAUGUUAGGAGAAUACAAAGUGACUCUGAUAGCAGCUAACGAAUUCCACUGCUAAAAACAGAAAUAUUCACAUGUUGUCUCUUUUUCUCUUUUUAUAAAACUUGAGACACCAACAUUGUUUCGAUAGCAAAAUAACCGUCUCAUCGCAGGUAGAAGCGAUACAUUGAACACUUAAAUAUUCUAUAUCUCGUACAUUCAUGGAAUUAUAUCAUAGCAAAGUACUAUUUUCUACUAUUGUUUGUGUAUUACAUUUGUCCAUAGUUUUGAUUCUGAUCAUUAAUGGAUAUCAUGAAAGUUAAUAGAUCUCUCAGUAAAUAUUUUAGAUGUUUAAAAUUGCUGCUAACCUAUUUUAUGUGAUUUUCACCGACUGUUAGUUUUAUAACGUGAUUUUUUUGCAAUAACUAAAAAUAAAAACUAUUGCAACAUAUGUUGCUCGUUUUACAAUUCAUAUUUGCGAAAAAAUUGUAAAGUUAAUAUUUUUAGCUAUUUUCUUAACCAAUGCAUAUGUUGAUUUAAGUAUCCAAAUGGAUUGAAGUAUAUAUCUGUGAUAUUGCAUUUGGUAUAAGAUUAUCACUAAGUAUGAAAUAGGCAAGAUAUUUCCAUUUAGUUUUAAAACUUUUGUAUAAUGUAGUUUAUUUAUUUUCACUGGCGCGGCCAUCACUGUUGCUGGAAGAGUCGCGCGGUUUGAAGUUCAGUGAAAAUAGGCUUAUGUAAAUAGCCACAUUGUUUCUGGCUAAAACCGUUAAUUAAAUCAUGUAAAAAUAUAAAAAAAAACAACCUUGUUACUGUCUUUUAUUUAUUUAUUUUAACGUCUCAAAGCCUUCAAACUUUCAUAGUAUACGGUAAUUAUAAAAAUACGCAAUCUAUUUUAAAUUAUAUUGCUUUAGUUUACCAUUGCUGUGUUUUAAGGCAAAAUCCAUUUUUCGUUUAAAAUCUAUUGUACUCUUUUACAAUUAUUUAACAUUAAAUUGCUUAAAGUCAACAUAGUUAGCUUUCAGUAAACAAGAAAACAAGGCAAUUUGCAUUUAAUUUUUUACUCUAAUUUGUAUAUACCGUAAGUAACCUAACUUAACAGGAAAUGAUCAGUAAACCACUUUGAAUAUUCGUACAUCGCUUAUUAAAAAAUAAGGUCCUUAGUAACGUCUAUACAAUAAACAUAACACAAGGGAGACACCUACUCGAAAACAUUAGUGAAUUAAAAAAGUACUAUUUACCGAUAAAUUAUGUCCUGUUGUGUAUAAUUGACACUAAAUUAUAAUAGGUCACUUUUAGAGCUGGCGCACACCUUUGACUAAACUAUCGCACAACUAUUGUCGAUUGUUUCGCAGACAAUUCAACAAUCAAUUUAGUUGAACUAAAAAUCGAGUAGUGUGCGCAUCUCCAUAUAAGCUCAUAGGAAUCAAAGCGAGACUAAUCAGUUGUGCGAUAGUUUCAAAGGUGUGUUAGCACCCUUAUGCAAUCUAUACCAAUGUAGGUUUUACAUAUUUUCUUACAGAACCGACCGAAUAUUUAUACAAAUUAUUUAAUCUAGUGGUCAUAAGUAAACUAAAUUAUAGUAUCUUAUUAACGACAUAUCGAUAUUAAGGAGUCAAAUUGUACUGUAACCAAAUAAAAUAUAAUGUUCGUAAGAUACGGGAUUUUUACCACGAUUGGUUUGUUUUAGCUCCCGAUAUAUAGGCACAGUUGUAUGCGCCAUGUUCACGGACUGACUAAAAUAUCGGAGCUAAAAACCCAAUCGUGGUAAGAAACCCGUAUCUUACGAACAUUAUAUUUGUAAAAACGACAGUUUACAGUUAUAUAUAACUAAAUAAAAAUCCGUAAUGACAUGUCCUUUAAGGUUGUAGGACCAAAAACACUUUUUUAAAAUCAUUAAUUAUUUAUGUG
Molecule: messenger RNA, 6470 nt
Organism: Papilio polytes (common Mormon)
Lineage: Eukaryota; Metazoa; Arthropoda; Insecta; Lepidoptera; Papilionidae
Gene: Fancm
Product: ATP-dependent DNA helicase MPH1
Exons: 17
Coding region: 255-4625 (1456 amino acids)
Biological process (GO): interstrand cross-link repair; double-strand break repair via synthesis-dependent strand annealing; replication fork reversal
Molecular function (GO): 3'-5' DNA helicase activity; four-way junction DNA binding; ATP binding
Source: RefSeq, a predicted model, not a curated record